This is a messenger RNA of Nematolebias whitei (Rio pearlfish), 6997 nucleotides long. It is a transcript of the gene ints1, whose product is annotated as integrator complex subunit 1. NCBI's taxonomy places the organism in Eukaryota, Metazoa, Chordata, Actinopteri, Cyprinodontiformes, Rivulidae. The record is from RefSeq and is a predicted model, not a curated record. Gene Ontology annotation, biological process: U2 snRNA 3'-end processing. The coding region runs from base 167 to 6706 and encodes 2179 amino acids. The transcript has 48 exons. Gene Ontology annotation, cellular component: integrator complex.
CGGGAAAAAGGUUCUUUUCGUAUGUUUUUUAGUUUACGCGACUCCACCGCGGCACAAGAUGGCGGUGUGGUGCGUUCACGGCGUUUCAACGAGACAAAGAAGCAGCGCCGCCGUUGUCGGUAUUUAGACGUCAAGUCAUGUGAUUUUUGAUCAACUGCCCGGAAACAUGAAUCGAACAAAACCUCCAACUUUGAGACGCCCUAGUUCUGCUAAAGCAUCAGGUCAUCCUCCACCUGGAGACUUCAUCGCCCUUGGUUCUAAGAACCAGGCUGCAGAGCCCAAAGCCCCCCCUGCUCUUCUGAAGCCAGCAGCCACAAGUUUACCUGCUGACCGCAAGAGAGAGGCCACCGCCGCUCUGCCCUCCUCGUCGGGUCUGUCCAAACGGUCCAAACUGUCCAGCACCCCUCCUGUCAGUGCUCUGGGACGCCUGGCUGAUGCUGCAGCAGUCGACAAGCGGGCGAUAUCGCCCUCAAUAAAGGAGCCGUCAGUGGUGCCUAUUGAAGUGUCUCCAGCUGCUCUGCUGGAUGAGAUCGAAGCUGCAGAGUCGGAGGGGAACGAUGAUCGCGUCGAGGGCUUGCUGUGUGGAGCAGUGAAACAGCUGAAGAUGAACAGAGCCAAACCCGAUGCCACGCUGUACCUCAGCCUCAUGUUUCUAGCCAAAAUCAAGCCUAACGUCUUUGCAACUGAAGGGAUUAUUGAGGCUUUGUGCAGCCUCCUGCGUCGGGACGCUUCUAUCAACUUUAAAGCAAAAGGCAACAGCCUGGUGUCGGUUUUGACUUGCAAUCUGCUCAUGGCAGCCUACGAAGAGGAUGAGAACUGGCCAGAGAUCUUUGUCAAAGUGUACAUUGAGGACUCACUGGGUGAACGGAUCUGGGUCGACAGCUCUCACUGCAAGAAUUUUGUUGACAACAUCCAGACAGCGUUUGGCACAAAGAUGCCACCGAAGAGCAUGUUGCUGCAAGCUGACACUGGCCGCACUGCUGGAGAUCUCAGUGCAGGUAACAGCCCUCAUCCCUCAAUCCCAGAUGAAGACGACUGUCAGGCUGAACUGCUGAUAGCUGAAGAGAAGCUAAGUCCGGAGGAUGAAGGGCAGGUUAUGCCAAGGUAUGAGGAGCUGGCAGAGAGUGUGGAGGACUACGUGCUUGAUGUCCUCAGGGAUCAGUUGAACCGGAGACAGCCCAUGGACAACGUGUCUCGUAACCUGCUUCGUCUGCUCACGGCCACGUGCGGCUACAAAGAGGCGCGCUACUUGGCCGUGCAGCGGCUGGAGAUGUGGCUCCAGAACCCCAAGCUGACUCGACCAGCUCAGGACCUCCUCAUGUCGUUGUGCAUGAACUGCAACACGCACGGAGCCGAAGACAUGGAGGUGAUUUCCAGCCUCAUCAAGAUCCGACUGAAGCCUAAAGUCCUUCUCAACCACUACAUGCUGUGUGUCAGGGAGCUGCUCAACGCGCACAGAGACAACCUGGGCACCAUGGUGAAGCUGGUGAUCUUUAACGAGCUGUCCAAUGCCCGGAACCCCAACAACAUGCAGGUCCUGCACACGGUGCUGCAGCACAGCCCCGAACAAGCUCCCAAGUUCUUGGCCAUGGUGUUUCAGGACUUGCUAACGAAUAAAGACGAUUACCUCCGAGCGUCUCGAGCUCUGCUGAGAGAGAUCAUCAAGCAGACCAAACAUGAGAUCAACUUCCAGUCGUUUUGUUUUGGCCUCAUGCAAGAGAGAAAGGAGACGAGUUACGUGGAAAUGGAGUUUAAAGAGCGCUUUGUGAUCCAGGUGACAGAUUUGCUCACCGUCUCCAUGAUGUUAGGCAUCACAGCACAAGUUAAAGAAGCUGGCAUCGCAUGGGACAAAGGAGAGAAGAAGAACCUGGAGGUCCUGAGGUCGUUUCAGAAUCAGAUUGCUGCCAUCCAGAGAGACGCUGUGUGGUGGCUUCACACCGUGGUUUCUACAAUCAGCAAAAUCAGUGCAAAAGAUUACAUUCACUGCCUUCACAAAGUGCUUUUCACCGAGCAGCCUGAGACUUAUUACAAGUGGGACAACUGGCCUCCAGAAAGCGACAGAAAUUUCUUCCUUCGCCUUUGUUCUGAAGUGCCUCUGCUUGAAGACACGCUGAUGCGCAUUCUGGUCAUCGGGCUGUCUCGUGACCUGCCUGUGGGCCCGGCAGACGCCAUGGAGCUCGCAGACCACCUGGUGAAAAGAGCCGCUGCCGUUCAGUCUGACGAUUUGGAGGUCCUGAAAGUGGAGAGGAUCCAACUCCUUGAUGCUGUGCUCAAUCUGUGUACAUACCACCACCCAGAGAACAUUCAGCUGCCAGCAGGAUACCAACCACCAAAUUUGGCGAUAUCCACGCUUUACUGGAAGGCAUGGCUCUUGUUGCUGGUGGUGGCUGCCUUUAAUCCUCAGAAAAUAGGCUUGGCUGCGUGGGAUGGCUAUCCUACUCUAAAAAUGCUCAUGGAGAUGGUUAUGACAAAUAACUACACAUUCCCUCCGUGUACCAUCACUGAUGAGGACACAAAGACAGAGAUGAUCAACAGGGAGCUUCAGAUCUCCCAAAGAGAGAAGCAGGAGAUUUUGGCUUUUGAGAGUCAUUUGGCUGCAGCUUCUACCAAACAGACCAUCACCGAGAGCAACAGCCUGCUGCUGUCUCAGCUCACCAGCCUGGAUCCACAGGGUCCACCUCGACGACCUCCUCCUCAGGUUCAGGAGCAGGUCAAAAGUCUCAACCAGUCCCUGCGCCUCGGUCACCUCCUCUGUCGCAGCCGCAACCCCGACUUCCUUCUCAACAUCAUCCAGAGACAGGCUUCUUCUCAGUCCAUGCCCUGGUUGGCUGACUUGGUUCAGUCCAGUGAGGGGUCCCUGGAUGUGCUGCCGGUGCAGUGCCUGUGCGAGUUCCUUCUGCACGAUGCUGCGGACGACAGCUUGCUUGUAGACGAUGAGGACGACGGAGGGAGCAAAGAGCAGAAGGCCAAGAGGAGACAAAGACAGCAAAAGCAAAGGCAGCUACUCGGACGGCUCCAGGAUCUUCUGUUGGGUCCUACAGCUGACGAACAGACAACGUGUGAAGUUCUGGAUUACUUCCUGCGUCGCCUCAGCUCCUCCCAAGUGGCAUCAAGAGUUCUAGCUAUGAAGGGUUUGUCACUGGUACUCAGUGAAGGAGGCUUGAAGGAUGGGGAGGAGCGAGACCAGCCCAUGGAGGAGGACUCUGCAGAUGCAGAACUCUUGCCAGGCUACCAGUGGUUGCUGCAAGACCUCCCAAAGCUUCCCUUGUUUGAUAGCGUCAGGGGGAUGACGUCCACGGCUCUGCAGCAGGCCAUUCACAUGGAAACAGACCCACAGACCAUCAGCGCCUACCUCAUCUACCUUUCCCAGCAUGCACCAGUGGAAGAGCAGGCUGCUCAUAAUGAUCUUGUACUGGACAUCGCCCGGCUGAUUGUGGAGCGUUCCACAAUCAUGAACAGUUUGUUCUCGAAACACUCGAGCAGGCCCGAGUGUGACGCUGUGCUCUCUGCUUUUCUCACCAUCUUCUCCACCUACAUCAAGAGGAUGAGGAAGACGAAGGAGGGCGAGGAUCUGUACAGCUGGUCAGAAUCACAGGACCAGGUGUUUCUGCGCUGGACCACAGGAGAAACUGCUACGAUGCACAUUCUCGUGGUUCAUGCCAUGGUCAUCUUGCUGACGCUGGGACCACCCAAAGGAGAGAGUGAUUUUCACGCUCUCUUGAACAUCUGGUUUCCUGAAAAGAAACCUCUGCCCACUGCCUUUCUGGUCGACACCUCAGAGGAGGCCCUCCUGCUGCCCGACUGGCUGAAGCUGCGAAUGAUUCGAUCAGAGGUCUCUCGAUUAGUGGAUGCAGCUUUACAAGACCUGGAGCCUCAGCAGCUGCUGCUCUUUGUUCAGUCUUUUGGUAUUCCUGUCUCCAGCAUGAGUAAACUCCUGCAGUACCUGGAUCAGGCAGUCUCUCAUGAUCCAGAGUCCCUGGAGCAAAACAUCAUGGAUAAACACUACAUGGCUCACUUGGUGGAGGUGCAGCACGAGCGAGGUGCCACUGGGGGGCACACGUUCCACACUUUACUCAGCUCGUCUCUUCCUCCUCGCAGAGAUUCACUGGAAACUACUAAAGCCAAGGUUACAGUGGAACCCCCCCAUGGCUCUGUGAGGAUGAGAACAGCCACUCAGCUUCCUGCAGUGGGACCUGAGGAUGAUCUGACUGGCAUGCUGCUUCAGAUUUUCCCCUCUAAAGUGGACCCUCGCUGGCCCGGACCUCCACCCAGUCAGCUGGCCCUGGCCCUGCAGCAGGCCAUGGCUAAAGAAGUGAUGCGAGCCAAGCAAGGCCCGAUUCAGCAGGGGGGUCUGGCCUUUCACCUGCUGCAGGCCAUCACCGCCCUGCUCACAUCUUCCCAUGCAGGGCCUGUUGUCAUGGCAAUGCACCGCAGCCACGCACUCUCCUGUCCUCUGAUGCGUCAACUUCACCUCUACCAGCGUCUUGUGUCCCAGGAUGUGGCUUUUGCCUCCCUGUUCGUCAAAGUCGUUGUUGAGAUGUUAACGUGGUUAGACAGCCCAGCUGUGGAUGUAUCUCCGCUGAAGACUCUGCUCAAGUCCUUUGCUGGUCAGAGUACUCUUAAGCACAGGCACAGUGACGUGCGUACAGGUUUCAUCCACCUGGCUGAGGCUUUGGCGUAUCGCUCAGACACCGAGGUGCCGCUAAGAGCCGUGAUAAGGAUGCUUAAAGCUAGAGAGAGGUGCAAUGCUGAAGCUGAGCUCACUGGCAAAGUGUUACAAGGCUUGAUGGAGGUCAAGUCACCAUAUCUGGAGGAGCUGCUGUCUCUUUUGAUGACUGUCAGUACCCAGACUGGGACCGCUGGUCCUGCUGCCAUGGUCUUAUCCCUGCUCCUUCAGGAGCGUGACGAGCGAGCAGUGAAGAAGGAAGCAGAUGUGAAGAGCUCGGAGGUCACAAGGUCUGGUCUGAGCUCUGGUCUGUUGGUGGACUGGCUGGAGCACCUGGACCCUGAGGUUACGUCACUUUGCUCAGAGCUUCAGCAGAAGCUGCUCUUUUCCCUCAACAAGGCUCGGGGCCCCCCGGCCUACAGACCCUAUCUUCUGGCUUUGCUCACACAUCAGUCCAACUGGUCCACCCUGCUGCAGUGCAUCAGCGCUCUUCUCAGCAAGCACCGAGAAUACAAACUCGAUCCAUCGUCAGCUCUGGACUUCCUCUGGGCGUGCAGCCACAUUCCUCGUAUCUGGCAAGGACGUGACCAGAAGAUCCUCCAGAAGAAAACAGAGAAAUUUGUUCUACGGUUGAGCUCAGAGGAACUCGUGAGCCUGGUGGACCUGAUCUUGUCCGAGUCGGAGCUCAACUCCUCACACGAUGAUAAAAGUGGCCUGGACCAGGCUUCCUGCUCUCUCAUCCAGUCCAGACUGCCCCUCCUGCACUCGUACUGCGAUGGAGCUCUGCACAACAUCCACAAAGUGUCUGUUUACCUCAUCAGCUGCACAAAGAAGUGGGACGACAGUGCCAUGAAUAAACGGUGCCAGAACCUGCUGCUGCAAAUUUAUCUGCACUUUCCAGAGGUCAUCCAGCACGUCACCCUGCCUGCAGGCACUUUCAGCAGUGGAGGGGCUGCAGAUGGCAGCAGCUGCAAGCUGGACGUCCUCGUCCAUCGUCUGGUCACAUUGCUCGCUGAUGUCGGAGACUCGAAAUCUGCUGAGGGACGUGCUUCUGACGCCAACCUUGCCUGUAGGAAGCUGGCUGUGUCGCACCCCGUCCUUUUACUCAGACACCUGCCCAUGAUUGCAGGGCUCCUUCACGGCCGCAUCCACCUCAACAUGCAAGAGUUUCGGCAGCAAAACCACAUGACGUUCUUCAGCAACGUGCUCGCCAUCUUGGAGCUGCUGCAGCCGCUUGUUUUCCACAGCAACCACCAGAGGGCGCUGCAAGACUGCCUCCUGUCCUUCAUGAAAGUCCUGCAGAACUUUCAGAGGAGUCGUUCUCCGCUGGUCUUCAUGAACAAGUUCCUGCAGUUUACACAAAACUACAUAACGCACGACGCAGCAGCAGCCGUUCCUUUUCUACAGAAACAUUCAGACGUUUUACAGAGAUUGUGUGCAGAAAAUCCCGACCUGGUUCAGUUGAAGUCUCUGCUUGCUGGACUCACUUUGCCAGUGAGCAGCUCUUGUGCAGAGGUCACAGCAGAAGAGAGGGAUGACGAUGUGUCGACUGCGUCUCUGCCUCUGGUCAACAUAUCUGCCUCGUUUUCUCUGAGUGCUGCAGAUUUGACCACGUACUCCAAGAAGAUGUCUAAAGGAGAGGCCGUGGAGGAUAUGUUGGAAGUGUUGACAGAAGUGGAUGAGAAGUCGAGGAGGAGCCCAGAAAUCAUCCAGCACUUCACUAACGACCUGCAGAGACUCAUGACUUCGUCGGAGGAGCUGAGUCGGAACAUGGCCUUCGUUUUGGCUCUGCGCUGCAUCCAGAAUAAUCCCAGCCUGGCGACACACUUCCUGCCAACGUUCAUGUACUGUAUGGGCAGUGGGAACUUUGAUGUGGUGCAGACUGCGCUCAGAAAUCUUCCAGAAUAUGUUCUUCUUUGUCAAGAACAUGCAGACAUCUUACUCCACAAAGCGUUUCUGGUCGGGAUCUACGGACAAAUGGACACCAGUUCAGUGAUCUCAGAGUCCAUGAAGGUCCUUCACAUGGAAGCAACAACUUGAAGACGCGUCUCCUUCACUGUCCUCACUUCCUGCAUUCCUCACGUGGCCACAUGUCCUGUUCAAUCUUUACACGUAAACAGCUACAGCAAUAAAUGAUUUCCACUGGAGUUUUAUCUCAACAGGUUCAUUCAUCCGGGGAAACAUCUAACAUAGAGAUUCAUACGUUCAUAGUUAUGUGUGACAGUUUUGUAAUUUCAUUCAGAAUGAGAAGUUUUCUUAGUGUUUCUAUUCAAAACUAAACCGGGCGGCACGGUGGAUCAGUUGGUAGAGCCGUCGCCUCUAAGCGAGAAG